Durusdinium trenchii is the source of this 2370-nucleotide messenger RNA. The record is from the annotation of a GenBank genome assembly. NCBI's taxonomy places the organism in Eukaryota, Dinophyceae, Suessiales, Symbiodiniaceae.
UGCCAACCCAAAAGCUCUGGGGCACCGUUUUUCCCUCCCAAACCCACGCCGAUGAGCGCCCCAAUCGACGACGAGAGGAGCUCUGGAUCUUCGCCGGAGAGCGGUCCCGGUCGGUCUCCGAGGACCUCAGUGGAGCGCCGCGAGGGCCACGCCAUCGAAGCUCACGCUGCUUGGGCGACCAACCCAGCGUGUUGGGUCGGCAUCGUCUGUGCCGAGCGUCACCUGAAGGCACUCUCCGUGCGAAAGACUCUCCAUAGCAAGGCAGGUCCUCAUCAAGCGCUGGGUAACUUGUGCAAGCCGUCCCGGACGCGGCUCCCGCGGGGAGAGAGCGAAGGGGAGACGAGCCGAUGGAGCCGUGCGUUCCGGGGUCGUGGGCUUCAGAACCCAGUGGUGAGACCGCUCCCAGAAACUCCUGCGUUGUUUGAACCGAGUGAAUGAGGGCUCGGUGCACGAAGCGCCGCACGUCGCAUCCAGUCGCCUUGACGAUCGGACGGUGCUUUCUGGCGUGGUCCCUGCACGCACAUGUACCAAGGGGUUGAGCUCAGCUGGGUCAUCUCCGGUUUUUCCUAGCAAAACUUGGGACAUGUCUCAUCUCACAGAGCAACAUGAGUCCUGAUCCUCAUCCUCUGAUCCUAUUUUGUCUCACUGAGGUCAUCGAUGACUUUGAGUCGAUUGAUCUGGAGGAAGAGGUCCCUGAUGAGGACUCCAUCCCAACGCCGCAAGCCGCGCCGCAAGCACCCACGGAUGCAUCCAAGGAACGACUGGCCCGCCUGGUCGCCAUCAUCGAGCGCAUGCAGCCGACCCGCAUGGAGAUUCUCCGCUCAGUGCCGAUGCAUCGCAUGGUGCAAUGCUUCGGGCAGGUCUUUUGGGCUUCAGCAGAGCGAGAGUUCUUCCACCUGAGCCAGGUGACGGAGUUCUAUGAUGAGUUUCUCAGUCAUAGCUGGCAAGUGGAAAGUUGGAAGAAGGUCUUGCUCUUGAUCACACUCAAAAACGGUGCUCCUGCCUGUGUGAUGGGAACUUUGGGCGCCGCGAUCAUGAUGGUACUUUUUCAGCUGGACUUCUUGCCUGGCUUUAAAAAGUCGCACUUGCACUUCCAAUGGUCCUUUUGGUCCUCUGCCGUGGGGAUCGUUCUGGCACUGAUGACCUUACUCUUUUGGAGGCCACGGGGCUCCGUUUUUGUGGAUCGAAUGUGCAUCAAUCAGUUUGACGGACGCAUGAAGGCAGAAGGAAUUAUGAACAUUGGAGCGAUCCUCAAGGUGUCGAAGUCCCUUCUGGUUGUAUGGGAUGAUUCAUACGUUGAGAGGCUUUGGUGCAUGUUCGAGAUGGCGGCAUUUCUCAAGGCUCAUCCAGACACGGAGAAAGCUGCAAAACUGGUGCGGGUGCAGCCUGUGCAGUUGGGAGUCAUAGUCUUGCCGAUCAGCCUUCUUUUUGCAGUGCUGGGCAUUAGUGGAAUUGUCAAUCCAGCAGAGAAUGUACUGGCGAUCUGGUCCAUCCUUCUUGUGAUGAUCAUUCUGGCAGGGUUAUUUUGCUGCCACACCCUUCGCAGAUACUAUCGUUCGCUUGAAGCGACCAAUCGCAGGCUGCAACGGUUUGAACUGCAGAAGGCAUUCUGUUGGUGCUGCAGUGUGAAUCACAUCAACCCGACCACCGGUCAGCCCAUCGCCAUGUGUGAUCGGGAGAUUGUUCGUCAGUGUGUGACCAGCUGGUAUGGCUCUGAAAAAGAGUUUGAUCGUUCGGUUCGAACUGUUGUGGCCACCGCGCUGAAGCAGCAGUUGGGAUGCGAUGCCCUUCCAUAUGGAUGGAUCCUGGGCGGAACAUCUUCAUUUCUUUGGCCGCUCUUGGAUUUGCUGGCAUCCUACUAUCGAGACGACCUGGUCCGGCACUUAGUCCCCAACUACGUGAUCCGCUUUGCGGCCUAUUGGCUUUGGAUGAUCCCCACAGUGGCCACGGUGGGGCUCUUCCUCGCGCGGUGCUUUCGGGCUCAAGCCCGAUCGAAGCUGGGAGACUUUUGCAAAGACCUCUUGGUGCUUGUCCUGGCGGUCCCCACGGUCCUCGCCUUCCUCGCUUGGCAAGUCUACACCGAGCUGAUCUUCAUGCACUCCGGCCAUGAAACCUGGGGCGGUCUGCUCUUCGCCGCGGCCGCCUUGAUCACCUUCGUGGCCGCACGGAAGGUCUACCAUCUGGGGAAUCGACGCUUCGAAGAUCUCGCCCUCGCAGCUCAACCAGAGACGACAGCAGACCUCGCAGACGAGAACGGAACCGGCGAGUCGGCGCUUCCACCGGUGGAGCACGUGGCGGUGUAGCCGAGCGCCGAGUGCGCGCGCGCCGUGCUGCGAUGUGUGGAGCACGUGUUAAGAACCGAAGAAGAAC